AUGGCUGUUCACUACCCUCUGGCUGUGGGCCUCAAUAAGGGCCACAAGGUGACCAAGAACCUGAGCAAGCCCAGGCACGGCCGCACACACAGGCAUCGGACCAAACACAUCAAGUUCCUGCGGGACAUGAUCCGGGAGGUGUGUGGCUUUGCCCCGUACAAGCGGCAUGCCAUGGAGUUACUGAAGGUCUCCAAGGACAAACAGGCCCUCAAGUUCAUCAAGAAAAGGGUGAGGACACACAUCCACGCCAAGAGGAAGCAGGAGGAGCUGAGCAAUGUCCGGACACCAUGA
Molecule: messenger RNA, 291 nt
Organism: Cebus imitator (Panamanian white-faced capuchin)
Lineage: Eukaryota; Metazoa; Chordata; Mammalia; Primates; Cebidae
Product: 60S ribosomal protein L36-like
Exons: 1
Coding region: 1-291 (96 amino acids)
Biological process (GO): cytoplasmic translation
Cellular component (GO): ribosome; cytosolic large ribosomal subunit
Molecular function (GO): structural constituent of ribosome
Source: RefSeq, a predicted model, not a curated record